Molecule: messenger RNA, 1692 nt
Organism: Biomphalaria glabrata
Lineage: Eukaryota; Metazoa; Mollusca; Gastropoda; Planorbidae
Exons: 6
Coding region: 5-1405 (466 amino acids)
Source: RefSeq, a predicted model, not a curated record
CAAAAUGUUUAGCUACUUGAAGACCAUACUUACUCCUGCUUUCAUGAAGCCACUGGAAAGUGUUGAUGUGAAUUUUUCUAAACAGGAUUCUACUGAGACUACCGCCACUCAGAAUGAAGAGCCACCCAAAGAAACUAAGCCUAAAUGUAGUAGGAAAGUAUUCAGCAAGGCUGCUAUCCCACCACCAAGCAUCAGCAAUGGUGCAGUUUCUGGUACCAAUCCAUCUAGUAGUGACCAUCAGUCCCAACUCCUGAAACCUGGGCAGGAGAACUAUUCAAUUGGACUCAUCCAAUUGUUUAAAAAUUUGCUGGAACAUGAAAGAUUGAUAGAUCUCAAUGGAUCCCUCGUCAUCGACAUUUUGCAUAACCUAUCUUCUCAAUCCAGAGAGGAAAUAGAGUCCGUUGGUGGCUUUGCCCAAUUUAUGCGCCUACAUCCCUCCUUCAAAGUUAUCAAUAACAGAUAUUUAGGCUUAAAGGAUUCAACUAGUAAUCCUACAGUAAGAAAACCUUUUUCCUGGGAAAAUGGAAAGAAAAAAACUGAAAUUAAUGACUUUGUUGACUCGCAAAAGCCAUUGCACUUAGUAAACACAAAAAAAACUCUCGCCUUGAACCCAGCAGCAGCAGAGUUCUUUCCAAGAAAAAACGUUAUAAAUGGAGGCUGCAGUGAUACAUUUCUGGUUGACUCCUUUGAUCUAACUGAGAAAUAUGCUGACUCAAAUGAUUUCACUUUCACGACGGAUGACAUUCCGAAGUCAACAGUCAUUGCUGACACAAAAAAGCCUGUGCCCUUAAACCCAUCAGCAAUAGAGUUCAUUCCUAAACAUGGGAAUGAAGUGAAAGAUGCUGACUUAAAUGAUGCUGAGAAUCAGAAGUCAUUACCCUUACCUGACACACAAAAGCAUCUCACCUUAAACCCUUCCGCGAAGGAGUUCUUUCCUUCAAAUCUCCAUGUUGAAAAGGGAUACUGCAAUAAGUUGGAUAUAUUUGAUCUUCCAUCUUGUGCCCUGACAGAGAAUGGUUACAGCGAUGAGGCUAAUAAUGACUUCACCUCUUUGGGCAGGAGGUUGCCAAAGCUACUAGAUAAACUGAAACCUGAAUUAUCUACGAAGGCGUUCCACCAUUCACUUGAUGAGAUAACUUUGACAAAUUCAGCAAAUUCUUCGAAAGUAUCUUCAGUUGAAUCCAUAUGUAUAGAUGAAGAAGAGGAGUUUGUAACUUCUAAUAUGGUUCCCCAGCAAUCCGACACUUCUGAUUUGGCAGACGAUAGAUCAAUAUCACCUGCCUCCUCGUCCAGGGACAAAAAGAGCAACUUGACAACUCGGCUUGCCUGCAGGUUUUACAGUCGAGGUCAUAGAUUAGCCCUUCAAGUUCUACAACUACAACUUUCAAAAGAAAAAGUUUGUUGAUGGCAUUUUGACUGUACAGAGUCCUUAUCACUGGCAGAUUUAAUUUCUAAUUAAAUGUCUGGAAAAAAUAUGUAAACCUUUAUUACAUUUAAAAACACUAUUUUAAGUGCUAAUUUCUAUCUUCAAAUCAUGAUUAAAUAAUACCGAUUAUUCACUACUUUAGUCUCUUCAAACAAUCAGUUUUAUUUUAUUGAAAAGACUUAGUUCAUUCCUUAUGAGAUGUCACUUUCUUUGAGUCAUUUAUUGAUUUCUCUAAAAAAUAAUUUCCCCUAAAAAAUAAUUUUCCA